AUGCCUGUUAAGCCACUUUCCUUCAAAGGUGAUGCGAAGAAGCCCAAGAAGAGAAAGCAAAGGAGUUACGAAGAUGACGACUCCGGCGCUCUCGUCGCAGCCGGAUCCCAGCCAACUGUCGACACGGCCGAAGAUGACUCCUGGACAAUGCCUGACCAGCCCUCUGACCUCGCCGGUCCGACCAUCAUAGUUCUACCUACAAGCCCACCCACCUGCCUUGCCUCUGACGCCCACGGGAACAUUUUCGCAUCGCAACUGGAAAACAUUGUCGAGAGUUAUGAAGAGACCGCGGAGCCACAUGAUGUGAGACAGGUAUGGGUUGCUAGCACUGUAGCCGGCACGGGCCAGAUCAGCUUCAAGGCAAGUCAUGGCGGAUAUCUGUCCUGCGACUCUAUAGGGGUCCUAGGUGCACGACGAGAAGCAAGAGGCCCGGAGGAAAUGUUCACAGUCGAAGCCGCCGAGACGGCUGAGGGUAGGCAGCGCUUUAGAUUACGGACUACGGCUUCCAAAACCGCGGAUGGAGAUAAAGGACGACGCUAUCUGUCCGUCACGGUGGAGACGAGCACCAGCACCGCGAAAGCAGAAGACGACGAUGCGAAGAAAAAAGUGUCCAUCUCAAUACAGGGUGACGGCGAGGCAGAAUCGAAAACCACACAGGUCGUGCUCAAGAUGCAGGCGAGGUUCAAGCCGCGGCUGCAGCAACACAAGGAGACCAAGGCCAAGGAGAAAGUCAGCCGUCGAGAACUCGAGCAGGUUGUGGGAAGGAAGCUCGAGGACGACGAAGUCAAACGGCUAAAACGGGCAAAGAAAGACGGCACUUACUAUGAGGAGAUCCUCGAUGUGAGGGUAAAGGGAAAACAUGAUAAAUUUGCCAGCUACUAA
Messenger RNA from Exophiala bonariae, 882 nucleotides. RefSeq lists its product as uncharacterized. The transcript has a single exon. The record is from RefSeq and is a predicted model, not a curated record. NCBI's taxonomy places the organism in Eukaryota, Fungi, Ascomycota, Eurotiomycetes, Chaetothyriales, Herpotrichiellaceae. Bases 1 to 882 code for a protein of 293 amino acids. Gene Ontology annotation, molecular function: actin filament binding. Gene Ontology annotation, cellular component: striated muscle dense body; catalytic step 2 spliceosome; nucleolus.